Molecule: messenger RNA, 1994 nt
Organism: Arabidopsis lyrata subsp. lyrata
Lineage: Eukaryota; Viridiplantae; Streptophyta; Magnoliopsida; Brassicales; Brassicaceae
Product: U-box domain-containing protein 29
Exons: 1
Coding region: 604-1863 (419 amino acids)
Biological process (GO): protein ubiquitination
Molecular function (GO): ubiquitin protein ligase activity
Source: RefSeq, a predicted model, not a curated record
UGUUUUAAGUAACACAAAUAUUAUAACAUUGCUUUUGUAAUCAUUUGUUCUUUAAUUUCAUUAUACAACUUUCAUGUACUAAAAACAGGACAUAACAUGGACCAACGCCAUGUGCUCUCGACGAGACCAAAAUAGGCCACUCGUGCAGAGAACAUGUCCCACCAAUCCCACACGCUUCUGGCCUCCAAACUCACACGUGUAAGCAUAAAUAAAAGAUCGUCAGCGUUGGUCAAAGUCCUCCCAUCAACAACACAUCUAACGGUUACGACUUGACCCGAAAACCACAGACUCAAUGAAACGUUCUUUGAUUUUUGACCCAUGACCAGAAUUUUAGGUGAAUCUUUCAAUCUUUAAUUACUGACUUGUCAUCAACAUUAACACAUUUAAUACAACACUUGGGAAUACUAUUAUUCAAAAAAAUUAAUUAGGUUAAAAACCAGUGACGCAAGCGUGCGUUUGACUCUCUCUCUCUUUAAACCCACCUCCACUCACUUUCUCUCUUCACCUUUCACUUAGCAAUUAGCAUCAUCUUCCUUCCCCCAAACACUUUCCCGCAUUUUCUCGCCCAGAUUUUCUCUGACUCUUUUGUUUUUUUUUUCUCUGAUGGGGAGAGAUGAAACUGAGACGUACAUUACAGUGCCAAGUUUCUUCAAAUGUCCUAUAUCUCUAGACGUUAUGAGAUCUCCGGUUAGUCUCUGCACCGGCGUUACUUAUGAUCGAGCCAGUAUUCAGAGAUGGCUCGAUGGUGGUAACAACACUUGUCCCGCUACUAUGCAACUUCUCAAAACUAAGGAUUUUGUUCCUAACCUCACUCUUCAACGCCUUAUCAAAAUCUGGUCUGAUUCCAUCGGCCGUUACAACACCGCUGGUUCUCCGCCACCGUCUGGUAGAGAAGUUCCGACGGUUGAAGAAGUGAAUGUGUUGCUGAAGAGAUUGAUGAGUCUGGAGAAAAACGAUGAGACUCGGAUUGAGAUAUUGUCCAGGAUCGUUCGAUUCGUGAAGGAUUCGGAUUCGAACAGAGAGUUUCUCUCGGCGAUGAAGGAGUUCGUACCAAUGCUCGUUGAUAUUAUACGCACGAAGACGAAGAAGAUCGAGUUAGUUCUAAUGGCGAUUAGGAUUUUGGAUACGGUUAAAGGAGAUCGUGAACGGUUAUCGAAUCUGAUGUUGGCGAAUGACGACGGAGAUUGUUUAACGGCGAUUCUCUUAGCGAUUCAACGCGGGAAUCUGGAAUCGAAGAUUGAAUCCGUUAGGGUUUUGGAUUGGAUCUCAUUCGACGCUAAAUCGAAGCUCUUAAUCGCAGAACGCGACGGGAUUAUAACAGAGAUGAUCAAAUCAAUCAGUAUCACUGAGUCAGAUCCGAGUUUGAUCGAAGCGAGUUUAUCGUUUCUAAUCACAAUCUCGAAAUCGAAACGAGUGAGAUCGAAACUAAUCGCUGCGAAAACAAUCACGAAGAUCAAAGACAUUCUUAUGACGGAGACGUUAACAAACGUCGCCGUCACGGAGAAGUCUCUGAAGCUGUUAGAGACUCUGUCGUCGAAACGAGAAGGAAGAUUGGAGAUUUGUGGAGAAGAUAAUGGAAGAUGUGUGGAAGGAGUGGUGAAGAAGUUGUUGAAAGUAUCUACGACGGCGACGGAACAUGCCGUGACGAUUCUGUGGUGUUUGUGUUAUGUAUUCAGGGAAGAUAAGACGGCGGAGGAGACGGUGGAGAGAAGUAACGGAGUGACGAAGCUUUUAGUGGUGAUACAGAGCAACUGCUCGGCGAUGGUGAGACAAAUGGCGAAAGAUUUGAUUAAAGUGUUGAAGAUUAAUUCAUCUGCUUUGUCUGCUUACGAGACCAAGACUACUCAUAUUAUGCCUUUUUGAUUAUUUUUUAUCUUAAAUAAAAUGAUACAAGUAAUUCUUAUCAUCAAACUAUUUUGAACCUAGUACAUGUUGUAAAUCAUAAGAGAAAUUUUGUCAAUUUUACUAAUAUUCAAAAUUAUAAUUCUCGUUUU